Molecule: messenger RNA, 2677 nt
Organism: Belonocnema kinseyi
Lineage: Eukaryota; Metazoa; Arthropoda; Insecta; Hymenoptera; Cynipidae
Product: DNA helicase MCM8-like
Exons: 14
Coding region: 134-2587 (817 amino acids)
Biological process (GO): DNA replication
Cellular component (GO): nucleus; MCM complex
Molecular function (GO): single-stranded DNA helicase activity; single-stranded DNA binding; ATP hydrolysis activity
Source: RefSeq, a predicted model, not a curated record
CACGAAAAUUGUUUAUUUUCUGGUUAUAUUAUUGAGGGAAACCAAUAAUCUUUGGGGAAACUGUAUGUAAUUUUAUAUUUUUAAAACGUUGUUGAACUAUUACAGUUAGUUUUCGCAUUUAUUUAGUUUAAUUAUGAGCGGUGGCGGUCAUAAUAAUCAUUAUAAUAACAAGUGGAAGUACGUGAAGAGAAAAAAAAAGUCUACUGAUGAAAAUAAUUCGGAACAUGAAGAAAAUCCUGCGAAAAAAAGGAAGAAUGUUCAUAACAGGGAAAAGGCUGAAGCUUUAGAUCCGCAAGAAAUACAGAAUAGAGAUGGAUUGGAAGCUAAAAAUUCCGACAAUGAUGAUCAGGAACCAAAACAAUUUAAGAAGAAGAGACAACGAGAUAAUCCUUACAUCGGCUGGGAUUUCUAUUUUCAUGAUGAAGAGUACCAAAAGAAUUCCGAGACCGUGAAAAAGAUUCAGAUCAUGGAGAGAUUCAUGCAGGAGAAUCAGGAAUUAAUUUCACAAGCCCACUUAACUGUUGGAGGACCUUUUAAUCUUGAUCUAAAAAAAAUCCACGAAAGUCAAAUUUUUUUCGAGGAUUGGUCAGAUUUUAAUGAGGAUUUAAAUCACAAUCCUUCUCAUACUCUGAAUUGCGUCGGUUUGGCAGUUCAUCAGACAGUCGUAAACACGUUAAGAGUGAAUAAGAGUGAUAAAGAUGUGCCUAUGAUUAGAGUUCGGGUACUCAAUUUUUUACCCGUCGUUCCGUUGAAAGAUCUCCGAAUGAAUUACUAUGGACAUUUGGUUACCACUAGAGGUUGUGUGAUGAGAGUUGGCAGAUCCACACAAUUGGCACAAUGGCACGUAUUUUCUUGCAUAAAAUGCAAAUUGAAAACUGUUUAUAAACAGCCAGGAGGAAAUUACACAGUACCUAAAAAAUGUGGUUCUUGCGGGGCAAUGAAAUUCGAACCGGUAUUGGAUUCUCCAUACGUGAAGACAGUUUCCGCUCAAACUAUCAGAUUGCAGCAACAUUUGGGUGAUAAUCAAGAUGAUAAAGGUGGAACUCUUCGAGUAAUUGACGUAGAACUGAUUGAUGAUUUGGUCGAUACGUGUAUGCCUGGUGCAGAUGUGGUAGUAACCGGACUCAUUAAAGGUCCAGAAUCGGAUUCAGGGAAAUCUAAAAAAGAAGCAGAUCCUAGAUUUCAAUUGCAUAUUGAGGCUGUUUCGAUAACGAGCAACAAGACUAAUUCUAGGACUAAAGGGAUGAUGAUGAUCGACUUAAAUUACACCGAUUACGUGGCUGUCAACGAAAUUCACGCGAAUCCAAAUAUUUUUGCACUUCUAGUCCACUCGUUAUGCCCUAAUAUUUACGGGCUCGAGUUAAUAAAAGCCGGAUUAUUGCUGAGCUUAUUUGGCGGCAACGCAUUGUGUUCUGAGACACGAGAAGAUAUUCACGUUUUAAUUGUGGGCGAUCCAGGUCUUGGAAAAUCGCAAAUGCUGCUCGCUUGUUCCCGACUGGCUCCCAGAGGUGUUUAUAUUUGCGGAAAUUCGAGUACUUCAGCGGGAUUAACAGUCACAUUACUCAAAGAACCUGGAACAAACGAUUACAUCCUGGAACCUGGAGCAUUAGUUCUGGCCGACAGAGGAGUUUGCGUUAUUGACGAGUUUGAUAAAAUGACGAAUCAGCAUCAGGCUUUAUUAGAAGCGAUGGAACAACAGUGCGUGAGUGUAGCAAAAUCCGGUGUAAUUUGGUCCCUUUCAGCGAGAACUUCAAUCCUCGCAGCUGCAAAUCCGAUAGGAGGACAUUAUAAUAAAUGCAAGUCAAUUCGGGAAAAUCUCAAUCUGAGCCAGCCUCUUUUAUCAAGAUUCGAUCUCGUUUUUCUCCUUGUCGAUGAUCCCAACAAGGAUCGAGAUGCUCAGAUAAUGCAACAUGUGAUGGCAAUCCAUAGAAACGGAGGAAAUCGGAAUGAUAGUCGCAAUAAAUCGAUCAACUCUAGUAGAAAAACAAUCAAGGCUUUUGACACUCUCAAAGAGACUUUAGCUGAUUACAUGAAAGAGAAUCCAAAAGUGAUACCUCAUUCCGUUUUUCGGAAAUAUAUCGCUUACGCGCGGCAGUAUGUGCGACCAAGAUUAUCGGCAGCAGCGACUAAAGUUUUGCAAAAUUUUUAUCUCGAACUUCGACAAAAGCAGACGAAUGGCGGGAAUAUUCCGAUUUUUCAUCGACAACUAGAAGCUUUAAUCCGAUUGACUGAGGCGAGAGCGAAAGUCGAAUUGCGUGAAGUCGCAACGGAAAUUGAUGCUUUGGAAGUUGUGGAAAUUAUGAAGCAAACGAUAAACGAAGCUCCCGAUGAUAAAACAUCAUUCGUUAAUCUUAACAUUAAAUCAACCAGUGGAAAACCAACGAAAAAUAAGAUUGUGGCGUUUAUAAAUCUUUUAAAAAGAGAAAGAAUGUCCGAAAAACAACUGUUCACAAAGGGUGAAUUAGAAGAAAUAGCAGAAGAUGGUGGAAUUUCAAUAGACGAUAUGACAUCAUUUAUCGAUCAACUCAACGAAAAAGGCUUUCUCCUCAAAAAAGGAUCUAACUUGUACAAAUUUUUGCCAUCUUGAAAUCGAAAAUCUAAAAAAUUCAAAAUCAUGAUGCAAUAUUUAAAUUUUUUAAUUAUCAUCAAAUUAAAUUAUCUCAAAUUCCAUAUUUAU